UUUAAGCAGGAAUGUUGUCGAAUUUCCAGUGGUUUUGGCCGUUGGCUUUAUGGCUUGUAUGUCGGUGCUUCCCGCGGUGCACAGCUCAAGUCUGUAAUCCCCGCGGCUGGCGUAACUACGAAUGCAGCGAAUUGGCUAGUCUAGAGGAUUUAAUAAAUUCUGAAGGCUUGUCCACUGAAACUUGGCAUACGCUGAGCAUACGAAAUGAGCUAACCGAACUGGCUAUUGGUCCAGCUUAUUCGUUUGACCAGCGAUUGGCUAGUCUAACCAACUUGGAUUUAUCUCGAGUGACACGAUUGAAGCUCUUUGAUGGAGGAUUCUCAAGUCUUCCCCAAUUGCGACAUUUAAAUAUCAGCCAUUGCGGAUUAGAGAACCUGCAGGGGAACCACUUUAGCCUGGACUCGGCCCUACAAAUGCUCGAUGCCAGUCACAAUGGACUGACAACUCUUACAAAGGAUGCCGUUGGCAAUUUGCACAAAUUGAUUUAUGCAAAUUUCACAUACAAUUCCCUGACAGUUUUCGAAAUGUCAAACAUGCCGUUGCUCUACCGUCUGGACCUGAGUCACAAUCAACUGAUUAAUGUGAGCUUCGGUGUGUGCCCCCAUUUGCAGCAGCUCUUGCUCACCGAUAAUCGAAUGUCUCAGUUAGAUGUGAACACAUUUCAUGGUCUACACGGGCUUUUGGAACUGCAUCUAAGCUACAAUCAAUUGACAACCAUUACUUCAGACACUUUUAAACCAUUAACACAGCUGCGACUGUUGAAUCUAUCUCACAACUACCUGGAUGCACUACGUCCUCAGGUUUUUGGAGCUGCACAGGAUUUCGCAAUAAAUCUACAUCAUUUAGACUUAUCAGGCAACAGGAUUCGUCUGCUGUUCGAGAAUCAGUUUCGUGUAUUGCCUCGCUUGCAGACGCUGGACGUAUCCAAGAAUAGCAUAGCUAGUCUAAGUCCUGGACAUUUUACUGGUCUGGGAACACUACGAAAGUUGUAUCUGCAAUCCAAUGAUAUUCUGGAAAUUAAAGCGGGAACAUUUGCGGGACUCUCCAAUCUGGAUACAUUAGACUUGUCGCACAACGAUCUGGAAUACUUUGAUGAGUAUGAAUUUGGUGGCAAUACUUUGGCCCGAUUACGCAAACUGAAUCUGAAUGCCAACAGCAUAAAGUAUUUGCAUCCGUUGGCUUUCUCCUCGCUGCCUUUUUUGGAAUACUUAUCACUGGGCCACAACGAGCUACAUUCGCUGGAUGUGCGUAUGUUUUUGCCAAUGCGACAUCUUCAAAAGCUGCAUUUGGGUCACAAUCUGUUUGAUGAAAUUGGGCCUGAUGUUCUGGAAAGUCUUAGCAAUGUAAUGGAGCUGCUUAUCGACAAUAAUAAGUUAACCUUUUUGGCGAAUGCCAACGAUACAUUUCCCAAUCUUAAACGGAUAGCCAUUGAGGGUAACCCCUGGCAAUGUGCCUGCUUCGUUGAGCUGGAACGUUGGCUAUCUGCAAGACAGAUAAUAUAUUUACGCGAGAAUACAGGUUAUUACAAAGGCGAGAGGCCUCUGUGCGUCAUUACUGCUGUGGAAUACUGUGUGCAGAAUUUACAGGCGGUGCGAAAACAGGGCAUCAUUCAUGAUUUUGAAGAAGAGCAGGAACAGACGCACUUACCCAGAGAAGAUUUGAGUGACGAAGAAGACUGACAAACGAAACAAUUUCGUGGUUUAUAUACAUUAAUGGCCCUUGAGGCUUCUUCUGAUAAGCAGUUCUGGGUUCAUUAUUAUUAAAGAUAUUCUUUUUUUAAUUUA
Messenger RNA from Drosophila willistoni, 1784 nucleotides. Its product is annotated as insulin-like growth factor-binding protein complex acid labile subunit. Gene Ontology annotation, molecular function: protein binding. The transcript has 3 exons. Bases 12 to 1679 code for a protein of 555 amino acids. Gene Ontology annotation, cellular component: extracellular matrix. Lineage: Eukaryota; Metazoa; Arthropoda; Insecta; Diptera; Drosophilidae. The record is from RefSeq and is a predicted model, not a curated record.